GGACACGCAUAAGCUAGGAAAUGGGUUGGGGAGCACAACAUAUACAACAACAACAACAGCAACAACAUCAGCAGCAACAAACUCAACAACAGCUUCAGCAACAAUUGAAACACAAAUCACCAACGUCGUCAUCAUCGUCGGCGGCUGCUGCACAUCUUCAACAACAACAUCAACAGCAAAACGCAGCCGCGGUCGCUGCAGCUAUGCAUGCACCACUUAGCACACAUGCAGCCCCGUUGGCGCCACCACCACCUCAUCCUCACACGCACCCGCAUUCGCUUGAUAUGUUGUACUCCCAAAACCGCCAACAACAGCAACAACUCCAUCACUAUCACCAACACGCACAACAACAGCAACACCCGCUUUACCAACAGAACAGCAUAGGCAGUAACGGCAGCACUGCUAGCCAUGAUCACGGCUUUGGUUCUAAAGGCGCUGGCAACAGUUCAUCAACAACAAAAAACAAUGGCAACGCUUCCAGUGGUGGCAGUAGUAGUAGCACGUCACGACAUUCUUCGGCAACUUCCAAUACUGCUGCGCAACAGUUGGCUGCAGCAGCAGCAGCCGAAAGUGCAGCCGCUUAUAACUUCCUGUGUGGUUCUGCUGCAGCAGCCGCUGCCGCCGCCGCCACAAUGCUGAGUCCACCACUAAGCGCCAACUCUACAUUAGCCGCCGUCAAUCCCUUCGCCAACCCAUUUGAUUGGUUAGGCGCAAGCACUGCCACGGUGGACAAACAAAUACGUCCUACUCCAGCUGAAAAACAGGCGCGUGCGAUUGAUGCCAGCCGCUAUAAUAGAGCUUCUCAACAACAGCAACAGCAAACGCAGCAGCAACAAAACAACAGUGCGUCAGCUGCAACGCCGACAUCAACUUCGGCAGUAGCAGCGGCUGCAGCAGCUGCAAAUGAUUUCAUGUCGCUCUUUAGCGCCGCAGCCGCUGCUGCUGCUGCAGGUGAACACUCCAGUUCACAUCGUAGUUCUUCGAAUGCGUCUGCUGGAUCGGUGGCAAGCUCUACAUCAUCUACAGCGGCGGUGAACGCGAGCAGUAACGCGCAUAAACUUACCGCAGCAGCGGCGGCGUCGUCAGCUGCCUUAGCUGCAGCCCAUGCGUCGUCUUUAUUCUCUCCACCCACGGCGGCAGCGGCCAAUGCAUAUCAUUUACAGCCGCCAAGUGCGGCAGUUGCUGCAGCCGCAGUGGCCGCCGGAACACAUGGUCUGCCCUCGCCGACAAUAUAUCCGCCAACACCACCACCGUCAACACCCUGGAUACAUCCUUGGUACGCGGGGGGCGAGACGUUUUGAAACUGACGCGGACGUGCGAUCUAAAUAGAAUCCUAAAGAGUAAACAUUAACGGCAGAACACCCUGUGAGCGAAGGUGGUGAGCGUAAGUGUUCGUUGGUGUUGUUUCAAAAUGAUUGAACAAAUUAA
Bactrocera latifrons is the source of this 1428-nucleotide messenger RNA. RefSeq names its product ETS-like protein pointed. The record is from RefSeq and is a predicted model, not a curated record. Lineage: Eukaryota; Metazoa; Arthropoda; Insecta; Diptera; Tephritidae. The transcript has a single exon. The coding region runs from base 21 to 1301 and encodes 426 amino acids.